AUGAUUGCCUUGACAUGGGCCCCUGAGGGAAGAAGACGUAAAGGCAGGCCGGAAACAACAUGGCGUCGGACAGUUAUAAAGGAAAUGGAGCUACUAGGAUUUGGAACAUGGGAGGAAGGGAGGGCAGUGGCAGCGAACCGAGAGAAGUGGAGAAGCUCGAUAGAGGCCUUAUGCACCACUCGGCUCCAUAAAUCAAAUCCAUAUGUUGUUACUGAAGGUCGUUUACCAACAUUUGUUGACGGUCGCUUACCAGGAACCAAAGCCAUUCAGUUUAAUAGCUACCCUUCAUAUGCCAGAAUCCCCGGUGYUCAUCUUGGCUCCAAAAGCUUCACAAUCGCACUGUGGGUUAACCCAAACAACAGUCUGCUUGGAAAAUAUACACAAGACAUUGUUAGUGAUUGGGCUUCCGAUGAAUAUACGCAAUGGUUGGUUGGGUUGGCCAGAGGAACUAUUUAUUCCUUUUUCAGAGAAGGUAGCAAUCUGAAAAUGAUCUUUCCAACGACUACACAUUUUCAAAACUUGGCAUGGUUCCACUAUGCUGUCACAUUUGACAACAAAUCAUCUGUUGUCAAACUAUUCAAAGAUGGUAAACAGAUUCCAACCACGGGAAUAUCACAAGAAAUCACUUUCUCGAGUAAUUCAGGAAUUAUUGAGAUAGGUGCAAAACCUAGGAGUGGUAAUCUCAAUCAGUUUUUUGGUGAAGCUAUGGAUCUGUAUAUCAUCGAUGGUGCAAUGAACAGCGAACAGUUGAACGAUCUUCGAGGAUUCUUGGAAAUCGUGCCCAGUUUCGUCAACAACAGCGAUCUGAAAGUGUAUGAGAACGAGAAACUUGCGUGCUCAGCGAAAGGUUCGCCCACUCCUUACGUAGCUUGGAUGUACUCUGCGAAAGUGCUUGAUAACAAAACAUCUUCUGUAGAGAUCGCGAUACAAAAGGAAGGGCAGUACACCUGCAUGGCUUCUAACAGAGAAGGGACAAAAUGGAUGAUUAUCAAUAUCAGCGUUCGACCAUGCCAGCUUGGCAUGUCGUACCAGUUGAUGUACAGCGAUACCAUAGACAACCAUGCCAUUGUUGGUCCUCUGUUGAAGUUCAUCACCACCAAUAACGACAACGACUGCAAAGAUGCCUGUUUCAUGCACGUCCCUGAUGUAUGCUACAUGUUCAACUAUUACCCACAGACCAUGAAAUGUGAGCUGUUCUACAAAGAUCGUGUGUCUGAAUACAAGGUGGAGAGGAGGAAUGGAUGUCACUUUAAAACACGUGAGUGUAAAGUAAAUCCUUGUUCCGAUGGUAAGCGGUGUUACUCGCUCGGUGAUCCUACCCAGGCAAACUGCAUAUAAAAAAAGUAUGAAUGAACUUUAAGCUGCACGACUACAUAAGUUUACGUGGAUUUUGUAGAGGCASAGACCGUAGAAGCUAAAACUUACUACAACUACAACAAUAGAAUAAGUCCACGUCUAAAUGAUGAAAAUAAUUUCUGCCUCCAUUAAGGGCGUUCAAACGUUUUCGGUAUUAUGCAUGCUCAAAUUGAAAAAAAAUAUAUUAAAAAACAACUAGACCAAAAAGUCAGUAUGAUUUCUCUAAAUAUAUCGUAUUCCACAUUGCAUUGAAUUAAUAACAAAUAAAAGAGUUAAAAAGUCACAAACAACUGCUGUACCUUGAGAGCCGAAGCUACAUUUUAGGUGGACACGAAAUGGCGGCUUCGUAGGAUUUCAUAAAGUGAGCACGAAUCAUUUUCCAUCAUUACAUGGGCAGAAAUACCUUUAACUAAUUAAGUACCUCAAAGGUACUAUCAGUCUAUAAUCUAUUGUAUAGUUGACACAUUUAAACGUAUGUAGACAAUAACACG
Messenger RNA from Exaiptasia diaphana, 1847 nucleotides. RefSeq lists its product as uncharacterized. NCBI's taxonomy places the organism in Eukaryota, Metazoa, Cnidaria, Anthozoa, Actiniaria, Aiptasiidae. Bases 1 to 1338 code for a protein of 445 amino acids. The transcript has 6 exons. The record is from RefSeq and is a predicted model, not a curated record.